AUGCGUCUGGUUCAGGGGACCAUGAAGUUCAACUCUAACGUCGCCUACUGUCCGCAGUCUGCAUGGCUGCAGAACGCUACUAUCCGGGAAAACAUUCUGUUUGGAAGAGAUUUUGAGAAAGAGCUCUACAGUCGUGUUACCCACGCCUGUGCCCUUGAAGCCGACUUUGCGUUGCUUCCCCAUGGCGACCUUACCGAAAUUGGCGAAAAGGGGAUCACCCUCUCCGGCGGGCAGAAGCAACGCGUGAACAUCGCAAGAGCGAUUUACUCAAAUGCCGGAAUUGUUCUUCUCGAUGAUCCUCUUUCAGCGGUUGAUGCACAUGUUGGGAAUCACAUCUUCAACCAAGCCAUCAGCGGUCUUCUGCAUGGAAAGUGCUGUGUGCUCGUUACGCAUCAACUGCAAGUUCUUCACCGAUGUGAUAGGGUCAUGUGGAUGACGAAUGGCCGCAUCGAGGCAGUCGACAAAUACGAAAGUCUUCUGGAAAGCUCAAUUUCUUUCCGAAGGUUCGUGCAAACGUCAGGUGUUGUGAGCUCUGACGAGUCGCAAGUAAAUGAUGAGAUGGAAGACAGCACUUGUGCUUCCAAGGAAUGCGCAGGAUUGCUGAACGACUCUGUCAGUGAUGACAACAAGAAGUUGAUGCAAGAAGACGUCAAGGCCGUCGACAGCGUUCCUUGGACUGUCUACCAUGUCUGGAUGAAGUCCUCCGGGAGUAUCCUGAACAUGGCAGCAGUGCUCAUCCUCAUGUGCAUAUUCCGAGCUGCAAACUUACUGACGUCGCUUUCACUAGCAUGGUGGGUAUCGGAUGCUUAUGGCCUCUCCCGCGCGUCAUAUAUUGGCUUGUAUGCCGGUCUGGGUGUCGCGCAAGCCGUUCUCCUCUUCGCUUUCUCCAUGGUCGUCUGCAUUGUGGGUACCAGAGCGAGCCAGACAAUGUCUAACGACGCGAUGUGGCAGAUCCUCCGAGCCCCGAUUGUGUUUUUUGACACCACACCACUAGGUCGCAUCAUACAUCGAUUUACGAAGGACGUUGAUACAAUGGACAACAGCCUCACUGAUUCCUUCAGGCAGUACCUCAUCGUACUGAGCUCCUUGCUUGGAUCUUUUGGUUUUAUCAUCGCUUACUUCCACUACUUCGCCAUCGCCUUGGCCGUUGUAUCCGUUGUCUUAGUCCUAGCUGUGUCUUAUUAUAGAUGCAGUGCCCGCGAGUUAAAGCGUUACCACGCGAUUCUCGAUGGGGCCGUAUUUGCGAAAUUCAACGAGGCACUCGUCGGCGCGUCCACGAUACGAGCGUAUGGACGCGAGGAGCACUAUGUCAGCGAUAUCUAUCGAGCCAUCGACGACAUGGACGGCGCCUACUUCUUGACCUUUGCGAACCAACGUUGGCUGUCCCUACGACUCGACAACCUAGGCAAUAUUUUGUCUUUCACGACCGGGAUUCUUGCUGUGACUACGACGCUGGUUGUGUCGCCUAGCAUCACUGGGCUCAUUUUGAGUUACAGUCUUAGUCUGGUUGGUAUCAUACAGAUUACGGUGCGAUACUUUGCCGACGUCGACAACUCCAUGUCCAGCACCGAGCGACUGCACCAAUACACAUCCUCACUCGCCCGUGAAGCCUCGCUCGAGGAGGACGCGUCUCUCCGACUCAGAUCAAGCUGGCCAGAGAACGGCGAGAUUGUAUUUGAAUCAGUGCAAGUGAGAUACAGGCCGGAGCUGCCCCUGGUCCUUGACAACUUUACAUUGACGAUUCGCGGGGGUGAGCGCAUCGGCAUUGUUGGGCGCACAGGUGCCGGCAAGAGCACCAUUCUCUCGACUUUGUUCCGGCUCACGGAGCUAAGCGGUGGCCGUAUUAUGGUUGAUGGGGUCGAUAUCGCUCAAGUUGGUCUGCACAGUCUACGCUCAAGGCUUGCCAUUAUUCCGCAGGACCCUACGCUGUUCCGUGGAACGAUUCGUUCGAAUCUGGACCCAUUUGGCAGACACAGCGAUCUUGAAAUGUGGAACGCCCUUCGUCAGGCCCAUCUCCUUCCUCGAGAAGACUCGUCUGAGGCCACUGGCCUCGCGUUAGGCGCAACAUCCGACGCCACCGACCAUAGUCCUCGCGACAUACAAACAGCCGCCCACCCCCCAGAGAACAACAGGGAAACACGGAUCACCCUUGACGCCAUCGUGGAAGAGGAAGGUCUGAACUACUCUCUCGGCCAGCGACAGCUGUUGGCCCUGGCGCGUGCGCACCUGAGGAACGCACGUAUCACACUCAUUGACGAGGGGACCAGCAGCGUAGACAGCGCGACUGAUGUCCUAGUGCAAAAGACUAUUGCUCAAGAACUUAGCAGCGGCAAGACUUUAAUCGCUAUUGCUCACCGUCUGCGCACCGUCCUAUUGUACGACCGGGUCUGCGUCAUGGAUCAGGGCCGUAUUGUCGAGCUAGGUCCGCCACUGGAGCUUUGGGGGCAGGCGGGAGUAUUUCGAGGAAUGUGUGACAGGAGUGGCAUCACUCGAGAGGACUUUUCCGUUGGAUGA
This is a messenger RNA of Verticillium nonalfalfae, 2514 nucleotides long. RefSeq lists its product as uncharacterized. Lineage: Eukaryota; Fungi; Ascomycota; Sordariomycetes; Glomerellales; Plectosphaerellaceae. Gene Ontology annotation, cellular component: membrane. The coding region runs from base 1 to 2514 and encodes 837 amino acids. The transcript has 3 exons. Gene Ontology annotation, biological process: transmembrane transport. The record is from RefSeq and is a predicted model, not a curated record. Gene Ontology annotation, molecular function: ABC-type transporter activity; ATP hydrolysis activity; ATP binding.